Molecule: messenger RNA, 3471 nt
Organism: Coregonus clupeaformis (lake whitefish)
Lineage: Eukaryota; Metazoa; Chordata; Actinopteri; Salmoniformes; Salmonidae
Product: T-complex protein 1 subunit theta-like
Exons: 3
Coding region: 1199-3466 (755 amino acids)
Biological process (GO): protein folding
Cellular component (GO): chaperonin-containing T-complex
Molecular function (GO): ATP binding; ATP-dependent protein folding chaperone
Source: RefSeq, a predicted model, not a curated record
AACAGUCUGCUUCAGGCAGAGAUGAACUAACUGUUAGAGGGACAGUGGACGAUUUGUUUUUGCAGAGGAUAGCCACCAAGAAUUGUUCCAGUUGGAGUUAAGUGGGCAUAAAAAAGGCUUAUAAGUUUUUGAACAUAGCUAGCUAGCUAACGUGAUACACAUUUAUUUCUGUUUAAGUUAUUGAACAUACAGUAGCUAGCUAACGUGAUACACUUUUUUUCCGUUAUAAAUUUGGCAUUGUCUAAUGGCAGGGUGUGUUUGCCUCUGAAGGCCAGCAUAAUUUCCUUUCCAAAAUUGUAAAUUUGUACAUCAGUAGAAGUACUUAGCAACCCCCACUUGACUAGCUAACGUUAGUUAGCUACUGGUAGCUGCAGACCAAAUAUAUUAGCUAGUUAGCAUGCAAGUUAGGCAUUUCAUUGUACUUGUGCAUGUGACUAGUUGACAACCGCCUUACCUUUCGUAAGGUAAUAAUACUGUUGGCAAAUCCACGUUUGUAAUGAUUUAGCAGUUUAUUCUUACAUACUCUAAAACCACUAGAUAUGCAAUGGUUUCAUAAAUAGUUGAAGUAAACUGGCUAGCCAACUUUGUUGGUUUCUUCUGUGUUGUCCCCACUCUCGUGCUUUGUAGACACGUCUCCAUGCAAACGGCGCACUAGACAGGCUGCUUGCACCAUUUUCAACUCCCUUUUUUGGUUGCACUCGCGCCCCACGAGAAGGCAACCCCUCUACAAUAAUGUGAGGGUUUAUGUCCUAAUUUGCUCAUAAAGCAAAGACUGAUUGCCAAUUGUGAGAAUUAGGCCACCCCCGAUAUUGAUGCGGAGGAAGAAAAGUUAAUGAAAAGGGUGGAAGCAGGUUGACACAUUUGUCAUGUGCAUACAAAUGGUAUACUCCCAAAGUGAUACAUUAAGUUGACUAGGUAUAAUUGAUACAUUCCAUAAAUAUAAUACAAAACAAACAGCACAGUCAGAAAUGCAGCAGGUGCAACACAGGUGAAUCAUUGAGUGCGCGUGCCAUGUUUGAGCGAAUACAACCAACUGUCUUCUACACAUUUUACAAAAUCAUUCUUAACUGAAGACUACGCUUUUAAAAGAGACAAGGCGAAAAUGGACAGGCACCUGUAAGAUUCCUAUCUACCCGUUGACCCUUGAGGAUCACACAGCCAUAGUGAGCCAUUUGCCUUUUACUCAAAAGGACUCAACAUGAGAAUUGACGACCACACCCCAGCAACAGACACUCCCAAAAUCCCUAAGAUCCCCAGUUGGCCUGGGACCCCUAAACAACGUCCCCAGGAGGCCCUCCUUGUGGAGCCAUGUGUGGCCCUGGGCCAGCGUCUCCGCCCCUGCUAUGGUCCCAGGGGCUUAGCCAAAUCCCUUCUCUUCCGCUUCCCCCACGGCAUCACCAACUCACCAGUCACCAGCCCUGACACCCCCUCCGUCCUAAACCACAUGGCCCUGGAGGACCCCUCCGCCCUCACCCUGGCCUCCGCAGCCUCUACCCAGGCCAGGGAGCACGGUGAUGGGGCUGGGACGGUCCUCCUCCUGGCCGCCUCUCUCCUGACCCAGGCUAAGGACCUACUAACCCUGGGGGUGACUGGGGCUGAGAUCCAGGGGGGCUACCGCCAGGCGUGUGGCAGGGCCCUGGCUCUGUUAGAGGGGAUGGCCUGUGGGUCCCUGAAGGACCCCAGGGAGGAGCUGGAUGUGAGGAACAUCCUGGGGCCCUUCCUCUCCUCCUGGCAGCCAGGGUUCGAGGCCCUGCUGACGGGGGUGGUGGCCCGGUGUUGUGUCCACAGCUGGAGACCCAUAACUUCUGGUGACCGAGGAGAGGUGUGGGAAGGAGUGACCUUUGACCCCAGCUGUGUCAGAGUGUGUACGGUGCUAGAGAAGGAGAUACCAGACCAGGGUUCAGAGACAGAGGAUGGACAGAUAGAAACAGAUGGAGAUGGAGAGGAGCUGAUACAGACAAAGGGAGAGGAGGAGAGGACUGGAGAUGAAGAAGUUCAGAUGAUGAAGGAGGAGGGAAAAGAGAUGGAGAGUGAAGGGACUGCAGAGGCUAGUGAAGAGGAAGUGGAGGAGGGAAAAGAGAUGGAGAGUGAAGGGACUGCAGAGGCUAGUGAAGAGGAAGUGGAGGAGGGAAAAGAGAUGGAGAGUGAAGGGACUGCAGAGGCUAGUGAAGAGGAAGUGGAGGAGGGAAAAGAGAUGGAGAGUGAAGGGACUGCAGAGGCUAGUGAAGAGGAAGUGGAGGAGGGAAAAGAGAUGGAGAGUGAAGGGACUGCAGAGGCUAGUGAAGAGGAAGUGGAGGAGGGAGAAAACGAGACGAAGAGUAAUGAGUCACUCAGAGAGGAAGAGGUAGAGAACCAAGAUCAACAGAGAAUAUGUCAGAAGGUGGAGGAUGCUAUGAAACAAAUGGAAGAUGAAAAAACUAGAAAUGAAGAAACUGAGGAGGAGGAUGAUGGUGUGGAAGAAAACAAGUUUGACGACUGGGUGGAUCUGGGCCUGGAGAUAUGGAGAGAGAGAUCCGAAGGAGAAGGAGAGGUAUGGAGAGAGGGAGAGAAUGAAGGAGAGACAGUGGAGGCAGAGGGUCAGAAGGACAGAAGGGAGGCGAGGAACAGAAUUGACAGAAGAGGAGGUCCGUAUGAGGUCUUGAUCCAUGGCAGCUUUGCCAAACUCAUGUCCCGCUGCUCCACUCAGAGGCAGAUUUACAAGCAUAUCACCUCGGUCCGCUCUGCCCAACACAGUCGACGACUACACAGGCCUAAAGGGCGUCUGACAAGCCCAACAACCCACCACCACCACUCACCCAAAAAGCCCCACCAGUCACCCAGGAAAACCCCCACCUCCUACCUCAGCCACAGCAUCCCUCUCUGGGCCAGCGUGGUAGUGGAGGAGCCCCUGGAGGAGGAGACCUGCUGUAAGGUCACAGUGACUGUCCGUAGCCCAGACCAGGCCCUGCUGGAUAGCGCAGAUGCUGCUCUGCGUGCCUCCCUGCGGGUUUACUGCUCCCUCCUAGCAGAGCCCAGGGUGGUCCCCGGGGCUGGAGCCUCUGAGGUGGGCUUGUCCGCAGGGCUGACCCAGGAUGGGUUAACCCUGGUGGGCAUGGAGCAGCUGGCCGUCCAUGCCUUCGCCCAGGCCCUGCUGGAGCCAGUCAAAGCCCUGGGAGAGAAUGGAGGGACCCCCGCGGACCUGGCCGUGCUGAGAGGAUACAAACGCCGAUGGAAGGGCAAGAUGGAGGGGACCAAUGGAGCGUAUCAAGGUGUGUUGGACAGGCUAGGGUGUAAGGCUAGUGCCAUAGAGAAAGCUACAAAGGCAUCACUAGCUGUCCUCACUGAACUCCUGAGCCAGAUAGCAGCGGAGGAGGACAAGACCAAAAUCUUCUUCCCAGUUACCACAGAACAGGCAUGGCUCCCUUCACCGCCCCCAUAUACACUGCACAUACAAGACUUAUUCAGGGAUUCAGAAGUAGACGAUUGAAGUUU